Molecule: messenger RNA, 2330 nt
Organism: Nicrophorus vespilloides
Lineage: Eukaryota; Metazoa; Arthropoda; Insecta; Coleoptera; Silphidae
Product: UPF0472 protein C16orf72 homolog
Exons: 4
Coding region: 332-1270 (312 amino acids)
Source: RefSeq, a predicted model, not a curated record
AUCGGUCGAGCAUAGUCGACCAGUCAUUCGUGUGUGCGCGGAGUAGUGCGAAGGAGCGAGCCGAUCGAGUAGUAGUCCACAAUCACGGACAAUGGCCGAAUAGUGUUUGUUGUAUAUGUGCGAGCGUGUUCAGACAGACGACAUCAGACACGAUAUUGUAAAUAGCAUCCAUUGCCAGUGCGAACAUACACAAUAGAACAUCAUUUGAUUAUCGACGAUAUACUAUUAUAUCGAAAAGCCAUCCUCCUUCCUUGUCGGUGGCUUGGUUAUCACACACAUACGCGCAAGCACGCAUACAUAUGCAUAUGUAUAUAUAGCACACACCGUAUGUAUGUAUGUAUAUAUAUAUAUAUGUAUACACACACACACAGUUAUAUACAUUGGUUUCUGUUCUGCUUGUCCCCCUCCACCCUCCCAUCUUUGCUCGAUCGUCAUCAUCUCUAGCUGCUUGCUAACCACAAUAAGUAGAAGAAGCGGAGACGACGACGACGACGGAGGCAGAAGCAGCAGCAGCAUCAUCUUCUGCGACUGCAGCAGUGUUUCUUCAGGUUGUGCAGCAGCGAUAGAGAGGAGGAUGAACGGUGAGGGCGACGGGCAGUCAUGGCUCACGGGAUGGGAGCAACAGUGCGCGGAUUCGAUCGAGGAACAGCCGGACUUCGAGCAGACGCUCACGCUGGAAUCGGACGAUUCGCAGCGCAAGAUAUGGAACGUCUUCCAGGACUCUGCCACGGCCAUCGCACAAUUAUACAGAGAUCGUUACACAGCUGAUCCAGGCACUCUGUGGAUUUCGUUUCAAACAGCGGCUGGUACGGUGACAUCAUUGUACAAAGAAUCGUGUGAUACCAUCAAGAAGUCGAGCGAGAUUUCGAAGCAGGUCGGUUAUCAGAGGAGGAAUCGAGAGCUGCUCUCGUGGGCGAAGAGGAAAAAGACGCUGAUCCGGAGGGAGGAUCUGCUCGCCUAUCUGUCGGGAAAGCCUCCUCCGCCCAGGCAUCACCACCAUCAUACGACACACACUCACAGAUUGUCGCCCAGACCGAGGAACAUUUCGCCGCCUCCCGGGAUGCCGAUGGCGCAAGGCGAUCCGGAGCUGUCCGAUCUGAACACGUUCAGGGAGGCGCUCGCGAGGUCCCCGUCGUCGCGACGCCCCCUCGGCUCGGACCUCUGCGCUUUCAUCGCCGGUGAGAUCCAGAGACACUGCAAACGACCCGCCAGCCCCUCGGACGUCACCAUGGGCAGCCCUAGUCACCAGAAGCGCCCCAGGUACAUGUAGGACAGGCGCAACCAUAGCAACGCCGACGCCAACACCACCACCACUAUCAGUAGCAGCAGCAGCAGCAGCUACCAUAGCAACAGCAGCUGCAGAAACAAAAGAAUAUACGACAAGUGGUAUAUUGAUCCUGACCUUCGGUGCCGACGAACGAAUCUCAUCAGAUGCAAUCCUAACUCGUGUAUAUUAUAUUUAUAUAAGUACAUUCAUAUUAUAUACAUGUAUUUCGUCUCUACGCGCACGCCGAGAUGUAAAUAAGUAUACUUUGGGAACCUGAUGGGAUUUAUUUAUUUAUAUAAUUAGUUAUAAAAAAUAUAUAUAUAUAAUAUAUAUUAUAAAUAUGUACAGUUAUUAAUUAAUCUUAACGAUUUUCAUUUGUUUCUCUAAUUUGUUUACUCUUAGGUGUAUAUAUAUAUAUACAUUUAUAUAUAUAUAUUAUGUAAUAUUUUUUUAGUUUUCUUUCCGUUUCGCAAAGUGUCUCCGUUUUUUCAUAUUCAACUAUUUUUCUCCGUUUGAUUUAAAUUCGUUUGUUUCUUGUUUUCUUUUGUUUUUGGCAAACUCACAGACAACAACAAAAAAAAAACAAAUAACUUAGCAAGUGCAAUUAAUAAAUAAUUAAUGAUGGAAAAUGGGAGAAACUCGGAACGGAACGCCGAGAAAACACGAAAGAAAAUAAUUAACUUAAAGACAAUAUAUCAAAAGAAACAACAAUAACAAUUACAACAACAACAACAACAAAAAACGAACACUUCUGUUUCGCAUCUCGUUCUGUCGAUUUUCUUCUUGCAUAAAGGAAUGAAGAACGGAUACGGAUUAUUGAUAAUAAAGAGCGAAUUUCGUUUCGGACAAAAGAUCCGAAACGCGAGCAGUCUCUUCCUCCUCCGCAACCACCGCCUCUCUCUCUCUCUCCCUUUCACCUCGUUAAUGUCUUCUAAUCUCUAUUAUUAAUUCUAAUUGUUUAAACACACUUUUUUCGUUCGCCGAUUCGUUUCGAGGACGUACGUUUACGCGAUUGUCUGAAGUUUUCUUGUACAAUAAUAAAAUGAAUAUUAAUAUUUGUAAA